AUGAGAUGGAGGUGAAAGAGGAGCUGGCUAGCCUUCACAGAGUGGUAAAAAAGUAGAUUUUCUUUUCUCAUCUGUCUAAAAUUAGCUGAAGAGGAGAAAACUGCAGCUCGUGUGAUGCAUUUGGAGACAUUUAUCUCUGCUUCCGCUGUGGUUUAUUAACAGGAGCCCUGGGUGCGCCUCUUUGGAGGAAAAAAACGCAUCAGAAGUUAAACGCGGGUGUUCCGAGGGGUGUUUUACGCACAGUUGUUCUAGUUUCUACGCUUUACUCCAGCAUGCUGCAUUUUUCUGCACAUUCAUGUCAUCAUUAUUUCUGAGUCGCUGGAACAAAGCCUCUCCAGGUUUCUGUGAGAGCCGAGCGUCCACUCAUCUCCGAAGAGGACAGUGGCUGUUUGUUUGGCAUCGUUUCAGUUUCCUUUUUAUUUUUGGAAGUUGAACUGUUUAAGUUGCUCCCCAUUAAUCGCGUGAUCAAAUGUGUUUUUAGUCUUUAUUUGAAUCAUUGCAGCUGCAGGUGAAAUCGCCGGAUUCCUCCGUGGCUGUGCGCGCAUCGUGACCGAGGUUUGUUGAAAGAGAGAGAGAGAGAGAGAAGAGGUGGACAGUCUGGGAAGCACAAGUUCGCCAGAGGGCACCGAGAGGAGUUUACGCGCCCAAUGAGAGCCACGCUUCAGAACCAAGGACAGAUCCAAACAGCUGCACGGCAAACAUAUUCGCAGUGAGCAACAUCUGGGUUCCUCUGGUCUCCUGAAGCUCUCCGCGGGGUUGUGUGGAGUCCACGGAUUGUGCAGAUCGGUCUUCAGCAAGAGAUUAUCAGACAUGCUGCACUCUUUAAGAGAAGUCCUGAAAUUAAUCUGCCUUCAGCCUCUGUGAACCCAUCUCCUCUUCUGCCUGCUAAACCAGCUGACAACAUGCAGCAUGCAGUGUUCUGCACCGAGUUACGGGCCGGUUCUGCCCUUUACUGGCCUUUCCAGAUGUUCCUGAUGGAGAUGUUGAUGUCGGGAGUCCUGCCGAGCAUCUCCAGAUUACCACCUACAGCCAAGCGUGAGAUCAUCAUAGACGGGGAUUUGGUGAUCGGAGGCUUGUUCCCUGUGCACGAAAAAGGUGACGGUACAGAGGACUGUGGGAAGAUCAAUGAACAGAGAGGAAUCCAGAGACUGGAGGCCAUGUUGCUGGCGCUUGAUGAGAUUAACUCCAGUGACCGUAUUCUUCCUGGACUUCAGCUGGGCGCCCACAUUCUGGACACCUGCUCCAAGGACACUUACGCUCUGGAGCAGUCUCUAGAUUUUGUCAGGGCAUCCCUCACGAAGGUUCACGACCCAGGCUUCAUCUGCCCAGAUGGCUCCAGGCCCAUCCAGAAUGAGGUCCCACUGGCCAUCUCUGGAGUCAUCGGAGGGUCCUACAGUGAUGUGUCCAUCCAGGUGGCCAACCUACUGCGUUUGUUCCAAAUACCUCAGAUUAGUUAUGCCUCUACCAGUGCGAAGCUCAGUGACAAGACACGCUACGACUACUUCGCCCGGACGGUUCCUCCAGACUUCUACCAGGCCAAGGCCAUGGCUGAGAUCCUUCGUUACUUCAACUGGACCUAUGUGUCAACAGUAGCGUCCGAGGGGGACUACGGUGAGACUGGUAUUGACGCCUUCCAGCAGGAGGCCCGCACUCGCCAAAUCUGCAUCGCAACUUCUGCUAAGGUGAGCCGUACCAUGAACCGCCAGGGCUAUGAGAACGUUAUUCGUUCUCUGCAGCAGAAGUCCAACGCCAAGGUGGUGAUCCUGUUCACCCGCAGCGAGGACGCCCGGGAGCUGCUGGUGGCUGCUGCCAGGAUGAAUGUCAGUUUCACCUGGGUGGCUAGUGACGGAUGGGGGGCCCAGGAGAGUGUGGUGAGGGGCAGUGAGAGUGCAGCAGAUGGGGCUUUUACUAUUGAGCUUGCCUCCUACCCAAUCAGAGAGUUUGAAGACUACUUCACCAAGCUGAAUCCGUACACCAAUACCCGGAACCCAUGGUUCAAAGAAUUCUGGGAACACCGGUUUGACUGCAACCUUCAAGAGCCGGACUGCAGCGAGCGCAGCCUACGAGAUGGAACUUUUGAGCAGGAGUCUAAGAUCAUGUUUGUGGUGAACGCUGUCUAUGCCAUGGCUCAUGCUCUACACAACAUGAGGCAAGCAGUGUGCUCCAACACAUCCAAGGUCUGUGAUGCCAUGAAACCAGGCAACGGCAAACGAUUCUACAAGGAGUUUAUUCUGAAGACCAAGUUUGAAGCUCCUUUCAGACCUGCCGACACAGAGAGCAUGGUUCGCUUUGACUCUGUCGGAGACGGCAUCAGCCGCUACAACAUCUUUCAUUACCACAAAGAAGAUGGCAGGUUUACCUACAAGAAGGUCGGCUACUGGGACCAGAUCCUGACUCUAAACACCACCAUGGUGCCCUGGCGCGGCCUUGUACCUCCGACCUCCCAGUGUAGCGACCCCUGCAGGAAAAAUGAGAUAAAGAGCAUGCAGCCUGGAGAUGUGUGCUGCUGGAUCUGCAUCCCUUGUCAGCCCUACCAGUACUUGCAAGAUGAGUUCACCUGCGCUGACUGUAGCUUUGGUCAGUGGCCGCUGGCUAACCUGACUGGCUGCUAUGAUCUGCCUGAAGAGUACAUCCGUUGGGAGGAUGCUUGGGCGAUAGGACCUGUGACCAUCUCCUGUUUUGGUAUCCUAUGCACCCUGACUGUUGUGGGAGUGUUUUUUCAGCACAAUGAAACACCCGUGGUCAAAGCGAGUGGACGUGAACUUUCCUACAUUCUUUUGAUGGGAGUGCUAAUGUGCUAUAGCAUCACUUUCAUCUACAUUGCCAAACCUUCCACUGCUGUUUGCACGCUACGCAGACUGGGCCUGGGCACUUCCUUUGCAGUGUGUUACUCAGCUCUGCUCACCAAGACCAACCGCAUCGCUCGAAUCUUCAGCGGGGUAAAAGAUGGAGCACAGCGGCCACGCUUUAUCAGCCCAGCAUCCCAAGUGGCGAUAUGUGGAGCUCUAAUCUCCUGCCAGCUGCUGGUGGCUGUGAUCUGGUUGUUAGUGGAGGUGCCCGGGGUGCGGAAGGAGGUGAGCCCAGAGAGGAGAGAUGUGGUUACCCUCAAGUGCAACAGCAGGGACACCAGCAUGCUCAUGUCCCUCACCUACAACUGUGUCCUUAUCAUCCUCUGCACUGUUUACGCUUUCAAGACCAGAAAGUGUCCCGAAAACUUCAACGAGGCCAAGUUCAUUGGGUUUACAAUGUACACCACCUGCAUCAUCUGGCUCGCCUUCCAGCCCAUUUUCUAUGUCACAGCCAGUGACUACAGGGUUCAGACCACCACCAUGUGCAUCUCUGUCAGUCUGAGCGGUUCGGUGGUUCUCGGCUGCCUGUUUGCCCCUAAAAUCCACAUAAUCCUGUUCCAGCCUCAGAAAAAUGUGGCUACACUCAGAGUGACGGCUAAUCGUUUCAGCGCCACGGUUUCCACUUCUGCCUCUGCUCCCAGCUCCAGCUACUCCAAAGGAUCGGCCUCCAACUACGUGCCGGCGGUUUGUAACGGCCGUGAGGUGGUGGACUCUACAACCUCGUCUUUGUGAAUGAAAACGAAGAAAAGGUUCCUCUCUUAAGCACAAGAGACCAUCCAAUCAUCAGCCAUCCCUCCAUCAGAGAUCUCACAUGUUAAAGAGAGAUAACUGACAGGGUCGAGUGAGCUACAGCGGCAGGAGUAACUUACUCUGAAUGCUAAAUGACAUUCCCACAUCUGAUGGUAUGUAUCAACUGUAAAGCCUCAUUAUUUUGUAUAGAUUUUAAAAGCUGUGAUCUUGGUUGACAGAUAGAUGUGAUACUUGCACCGUGCCUUGUCCUAAAGAGUCUCAUUGUCAAAUGGGUGGUUGUGAAGCAAUAGUGUAAUACAAAAAGGAUGUUCUUAUCAUGUUAUAACAGUGCUGUGAAUAUAUCCAAAUGUUUUAGACAUUUUGUAAAAAAUAAAUGCUAUGAAAUAAACCUUAAAGUGUGUGACUAACUGUAGGGAAUGAUGAAACCUAGGCAACUAUAAAGGACAUGUGUUACUGUAGACUAUAGAUUAAAGGUGUGUGUUAUCUUGUAAUUUAUGUAAAUAAAAUGUUUUCUAAUUAAAAAGACUCGAUUAUGCGAAGUGCAAACCU
Messenger RNA from Nothobranchius furzeri (turquoise killifish), 4148 nucleotides. RefSeq names its product glutamate receptor, metabotropic 2b (gene grm2b). Gene Ontology annotation, molecular function: group II metabotropic glutamate receptor activity. Gene Ontology annotation, biological process: G protein-coupled glutamate receptor signaling pathway; regulation of synaptic transmission, glutamatergic. NCBI's taxonomy places the organism in Eukaryota, Metazoa, Chordata, Actinopteri, Cyprinodontiformes, Nothobranchiidae. Gene Ontology annotation, cellular component: plasma membrane. The record is from RefSeq and is a predicted model, not a curated record.